This is a messenger RNA of Coprinopsis cinerea okayama7#130, 598 nucleotides long. RefSeq names its product inositol metabolism protein Opi10. The transcript is spliced from 2 exons. Gene Ontology annotation, molecular function: nuclear import signal receptor activity. Lineage: Eukaryota; Fungi; Basidiomycota; Agaricomycetes; Agaricales; Psathyrellaceae. Gene Ontology annotation, biological process: protein import into nucleus. Gene Ontology annotation, cellular component: nucleus; cytosol. The coding region runs from base 77 to 511 and encodes 144 amino acids. The record is from RefSeq and is a predicted model, not a curated record.
CCUAGUUCCAUUCCCAGACGGCUAUGGCGCAACAGUCCACUUCUUCUGGCCAGGAAAAGGGUUCCAACUCCUAGGAAUGCUCUCGAACGAUAAACCAUCUGCGAUAUUCCGUCUCCGGGGAACGUUCUCCUCAGCGUCCACGCCCAACUCCAGCGCGCAAAACGUCUUCUCGCAGCAGUCCGCCGUUCCUCAAGGAAGUGACGUCACAGCUAUCCUCGGAUUGGCUAUCGAGCCCCUGGCGCAGAUACAGACGCAGAUCGCUAGCUUGCCUGCGAGUCAGGUUAACGCUGCUUUGACGUCGAAUGCUCUGACGAAACCACCAACAGUGACCGACGCAGUCAUCCUCGCAGAAAAGGUCGUAAAACAUCUACUCAACUACCUGAGCGGGUUCACAGGAGGCUCACCCGGCGCCGACGUCGCGAUCCCAAUGAGCAUCAUCGUCAAAUGGUACGAAAGCUUUAUGAACAAACUCAAAACCGGUGGGGUUGGUUUCUUGGAGAGGCAGGAAUAGUCUGGACGAGUUCUUCGAAGCUCAAUUUGUAUUUCCACAGCCUGUAUUACUAGCAGAUACCACUAUUCUUGUCUUGGAACCACAGGG